This is a messenger RNA of Rotaria sordida, 1077 nucleotides long. Lineage: Eukaryota; Metazoa; Rotifera; Eurotatoria; Philodinida; Philodinidae. The record is from the annotation of a GenBank genome assembly.
AUGGGUAAUAGUGCUCCAUCAUUUUUAUUUUCAUAUAAAUUGAACUUUACUCGUGAAACACCAAAUGAUUUUUAUUUGAGCGGUGAACGAGUUCAAGGUAUUGUUCAAAUUACUACAAAUUAUAAUGACAAUGAUUUGACACACAAAUAUGGUCCAUUGUACGUUGAACUUAUUGGUGAAUUACAUGAUUUCAAAACAAAUACUCAUCAACAUUACACAAAAGGUGUUCAUGUAUUCUUUCGAAGACGAGCACAAGUGAUAAAGUUACCAAAUGACAAUCAAAAAUUGGAAAUCAAUCGUCUUCAAAGUUAUAGAUGGGCAUUCGAUGGUUCAUUAGAUUCUUUCCUUCCUUCAUCAUUACCACCUGAUGAUGAGUGUGAUCCAUGCAUUUGUUAUUAUGCUCUUGUUCAUCUUCGUCAUGCUGAUUAUACGGAUUUUGCUCGAAAAUUUUCUUUUCUCGUCUUUACACGAACACCAAAGCCGGUUGUCACUCGACAAUUGCUACAGAAUAAUAUCAUUGACACAAGUGUACAACAUAAAGGUGUAAAAUUAUACGGUGCUCUUUCAAAUAAUGGACUUGUUGUACCCGGUCAAACUCUCAGUUUACAAAUUGAAAUUAACAAUCCAAUGAAAGUAACAAUCAAAUUGAUUCGAGCAACACUCAAACAAUAUCGAAUUAUAACAGAUCAAGAAACUGAUUUUAUUAUUUUUUCUUUUAUUUUACCAGGAUUUAAAUCAAAAGGAUUCAAUAGUGAAUAUCGUCAAAGUACAUAUGAAUUACCAAUACCAAUGGAAAAAUGUCGACUUAUGGCGCCAACAUCAUCUUAUAAAAGUGUUCGAUAUGAACUUCAUAUUCAAUGUCAUUUAUAUUGUUCAUUUAAUAAUCAUUUUACAUUAACAUUACCGAUUAUGUGUACUACUGAUCAUCAACAACCAUUAAAAAUUAUGGACGAAUUGAAAUCUGUACCUGAAAUUCUUCGGCGUCUAUCGAAUAAAAAAGAAGAAAAAUCACCACCGAGUUAUGAAGAUUUCAUGGCCAGUGAGAUUUUACCCAAAUAUGAAGAUAUUAUUCAUUAA